Molecule: messenger RNA, 1582 nt
Organism: Schistosoma bovis
Lineage: Eukaryota; Metazoa; Platyhelminthes; Trematoda; Strigeidida; Schistosomatidae
Source: the annotation of a GenBank genome assembly
AUGGACUUGAGUUUUGAAUUUGCGCGGGCAUGUCAUACCAUGUUUUUGUUCUUGGUUAUUUUCUAUCUUUGUUUGAAGUUGGCUCAUACUAUUCAGUCUAGCUUGGAUCUAUCGUGUGAAAAUCUUUUACCGGGACAGUACAUCUGUGACUCCCCUCUCAUAGACGAGCUUACCCAGCAGCCAAGGAAUUGCUCUCUCUUUUUGAAAGCUCCAGUUAACUGCAAACCGGCUCCAGGAAUCCAUUGUAGUGGGAAGCUUUACAGUGGUACAGAAAUUGGUUUUCAAAAGCUAAUAGAUUGCCGUCGAGUGACUGGAUAUAAGUUUGAUCUGGCAUUAUUGCUUUCAGUAUUUGGUGGACUGUUUGGCUUAGACCGAUUUUAUCUUGGGUACCCAGCUCUGGGUUGCUUGAAAUUCUUCACAUUCGGUGGCUUCGGUCUCUGGUAUCUCAUCGAUAUACUACUGAUUUCGGUUGAAUUUCAAGUUAGCAUUGAACAUGGUUACUGUUGUUUGUCUUUGUCUAAUUUGGAACGUUAAACUGUUGUAUGUUGUACUCAAUGAAAUAUGAUUCGAGUUGAAAUCCUGAGUAUUCUUGCACAUAUUUGGCAAAAUAUCUUUAAAAAUGUAAUGCGACAAAAUGAUUUAAAUAUCCAAGGAGUUUCGUCCCAUACUCAAUAUACAUUUAAAACUGAAACCUUUCGAGAUUGGUUGUUCGUAUCAUGUAACCCAAUAUGUGGAUAGGUGAUUAUAAGCAGGCUUCCAGAUUCUUAGGGAAAGGGUCGAGAUUUUAUGGUAGUGACCAAAAACACCCGUUGAAAGGCUCGUGAAAAAUCAUUCAAAUGAAUGUAAUUUGUUGAUGUUCUCAAAAGAUUAAACUGUUUUGCUUACCCUUAUUUCAUGUGCUGAUACGGGGUGAUUUUAGUUUACUUUAUCUCCUUGGAUUAAUCUCUUACUCAAAUAGUUUCAGGUAAAGACAAAAAGAUGUAAGGCUUUUGGACGUCUUCAACAAAAUUCUAAGAAUGGUUAUCUAUUUCGCGCCUUCCAAAAGUAAAUGCUCAGCUAGUCUAUACCGACAACUAAGAUUAGAGAAGCAACUGAAUGAGUUUAUCAAGAGUAGGAAAUCAGAUAGGUGUACAGACCACCUAUUUGCAGAGUCGCCUCACCUUUCGUUCCCGACAAGAUCAUAGCACAGGUACAAUAAUUCGAUUCAACAAUUGUUCACAUAGUAUCAACUCGAUAUUUGCCUGAGUAUAUUGCAUCAGUGUUUGAUAAGCUGUAUAAUUUGUAGGUUCUCAGUCAUAUGCUACAUCACACCACCGCUGAAGUUUAAGCCACCGUGUUAGCAGUGUUAAACAGACUUCGAUUGCAGAUAGGAAGAACGUAUUGGUCGAAAAUUUGCUAGAUCACCACUGGCUGACAUGGGUUGGCUAUUUGACAGUCAUACAAACUCACUGGGUCUAUAAACCAAACUUGUUAAAGUAGAAUUAGAAAAAAUAAAACCUAGAUAUUUAUUUACUGGUACAUAUUCGCUACAAGAUGUCGUCAUCAUCAUUCCCUAGAUGCAGGGUAUUAGGGAAUGAUGGUA